Haliotis rubra (blacklip abalone) is the source of this 3002-nucleotide messenger RNA. RefSeq names its product putative ferric-chelate reductase 1. The record is from RefSeq and is a predicted model, not a curated record. The transcript has 16 exons. Lineage: Eukaryota; Metazoa; Mollusca; Gastropoda; Lepetellida; Haliotidae. Bases 180 to 1736 code for a protein of 518 amino acids. Gene Ontology annotation, molecular function: oxidoreductase activity, acting on metal ions.
ACCGUGUCAACCAGUGCAGAACGCCAUGACGGCGACCCAUGGCUAUCUCGUGGCGUAACAUAUCUGGAAAAUAUAUAUACCUAGCGCGGUUACAAUCGGUGUUCUCUACGCUGUUUACACCAUCACGACAAUAUUUCUGUUAUAUAUCUCUCCUGGAAUAUCUCUGAGCAGAAGCUGCAAUGAAACACCAGAUGAAGCACACGCUGUUGUGUACAGUCAGCCUGCUUCUGUCUGCACGUUCAACACGUGCAUACACUAAAGGGGCACCGGAAAGAGCAUGCGCUGACAUGAUGCCGCGUCAUCAUACUCCCGCCCAAACAACAGACUCGCCCUUUGUGGUGCUGCUAGAGAAACACACGUACAGUCCAGGGGAGACCGUGGAAGUGACACUUGAGGGGCGGUGUGGGGAGCAGUUCGAGGGGUUUCUGCUGCAGGCACGCAGAGCCGACCCUGUCUACAACACCUCCGUGUACAUCGGCAGCUUUAUCCAAACAGCAACAACAUCACCUGUGUGCGAAAACGGAGACGGGGUACCGAGAGGGCUAACACAAACUGAGAAGAGUCCCAAGUCCAUUGUCAAGGCAACAUGGAGGGCGCCAUCAAAAGCCGCGGGACAUGUCAUAUUCAAGGCAAGCUUCGUGAAGGACUACAAGACGUUCUGGGUCCGGAUCAACUCCGCAGUACUGAUGGACCCCACGGCUGCCCCUCUCAGCGUUCCAGAGACGUCGCUUGAGUCCCCAAUGAUAGCGCCCUGUAGUACUUCUGAUGGAUCAACACCUGCUGAUUCAACACAGUCCACAUCUUCGGUGUCAUCUCAGUCGGUGGUUACAUCACCAGUAGUGCAUACAUCAGCACCUUCGGGUAUAUCACGUGACCGCGAGUGUGGAGUACGGAUGGGAUGUUUUGACGACUGUGACAAGGGAUGCACAUUCUCAGUCACGUGGGUACCAGAAAACAGCAACAUCCGGUUUCGUCUUAGGUCGCCUUCAUCUGGAGACUCGUGGAUGGCCAUAGGAUUCUCGAAAGACAAGAAAAUGGGCGAUGACAGCGUCAGUGAAUGUGUCGUGUAUGGUGGCGAUGUCGGGGUGUUCGAGUCGUACAACACAGGAAUAGUCAACCAACGGCUGGCUCAACCAAAACUGGGACUAAGCGACCCCAGGGGCUCAGUCAACGACGGCAUUUUCGACUGCAGCUUUUUGAGACAGACUGAUGGCUACGGUGAUGUGAAGCUGUUCAAUCUAACGCAGGACUGGCAUCUCAUGUUUGCUCGGGGCAAAGCUACAGUCGGUUUCAGAAAAAAGCCCCAUGUUCCCACGCCGGCAGUGACGUCAUCGCUGGUUGACCUCCAGGCGACCGACAGCGCCGGUACUACACAACUGAUAUACCCACUGGUUCAAGUCCAUGGUUGUCUAAUGUCAAUAGCAUGGCUCAUGUUUGCCAGUAUAGGACUUGUCAUAGCCAGGUACUUCAAACCCAUGUGGCCAGACAAGGACAUCCGGGGCCUGAAAGUAUGGUUCCAGAUACAUCGCAUGUGUAUGGGGCUGACAUUUGUUGCAACAAUUGCUGCGUUUAUCAUCAUCUUCAUAGAGGCACAAGGUUACAGCCACAUUAAUGGGGAAGAUUAUAAAAAAUCACACCCGAUAUUAGGAAUCAUCAUUACAGCGUUGGUCAUCAUUAACCCGGUGAUGGCAUAUGUCCGACCUGGACCUUCCUCGGAACGAAGACCCCCUCUUUAACUGGGCUCACUUUCUGGUCGGGACAGGGGCGUAUUGCCUGGCAGUGAUCACUAUCUUCUUCGGACUGAAGCUGAGCAAGUCGGGCGCCCCUGAUUACAUGGUGUACGUCCUAUCCAGCUACGUGGUCUGGCAGGUGAUCGUCGAGGUCAGCCUGGAAGCAUUGAAGUGUAUGUCCCAGCAGAAAGAUGCCACACAGCUUGACGUGAUUCCAAUGCAGAAUAAUGUCAACUCAGACCCUUCUGACAAGCCCUUGGACGCACCACAGGCUCAUUACGUGACCUUGAAGCACCUGCUACUGGGGCUACACGUGUUUGUUGUGACAGGCUUCACGGCAACAGUCAUCAUAGUGCUGGUCGCUGUCUGAGACAUCCAUGGCAGAUGUCGUCAUCGUUUGUCAAGUCAUCUAAUCAAACACAAACAUAUCUUAUACAUAUGCACGUUGUGACCAUUAUCGGACGUGGGAAAGGUCAUUUCAAUGAUGGGAAACAUUUGACAAAUAUAUCACAUACAUGUCAUUGCAAUGAUGGGAUAUGGUAAACACUGGACAGACAUUUUGUCAGUAGAAUGAUGAUAGGAUUAGAUACAGGAAAUGGAAAACGAUGCUAUUGACUUCUGAAAAUCGCAAUGCAUUGAACUGAUUGCCAUUGAAUUUGGCAGAACAUACAGGUGUCAUUUAUAUGACUAGAGUAGAUGCCACUGACCACAAUGGCGUCUGCAUGUUCCUCAGGUAGUAUUUUGGACUAUCUAAAUGCAUAGUUACGUGUACCAUUUUAACUUACUUUUGUCCACUUCACACAAAUGCCGAAAUUUGAUGUUCAGAAUUGCAGCCCUUGUCUAUAUCAGGAUCUGCUGCUCCUCGGUUCCAGGUGUCCACCUGAUGAAAUGAUCUUGGGGUUCUUCUACCCUUUUCCACACUUAUGGGUGUCAUGACGGGUGGAUGGCCAGUGUGAACAGGUUGUAUGGCGACCUGGGGACACCAAUGCAAAGUGCACUGGUUGCACCUCGUUGUGUGGGUGUUUUGGUGAUGGUGGUGUAGAUGUGCUGUUGGUGUUGUAGAUGUGGUGAUGGUGUUGUAGAUGUGGUGAUGGUGUUGUAGAUAUGGUUGUAUUGUUCUAGAUAACAUGCCACAGCAUGAUGAUUUGGGGUUUCACACAAGGGGUGUGAAAUAAAAAUGAUAUUGUGAAUCUGAAAUAAUUUGACCUAAUUUGUAUUACUGUCAGUGUCUUAAUAUGUAUUGAACAAGAUUAAAAUCCAAACAAAGUGUAA